This is a messenger RNA of Lichtheimia ornata, 441 nucleotides long. RefSeq lists its product as uncharacterized. The record is from RefSeq and is a predicted model, not a curated record. NCBI's taxonomy places the organism in Eukaryota, Fungi, Mucoromycota, Mucoromycetes, Mucorales, Lichtheimiaceae. The coding region runs from base 1 to 441 and encodes 146 amino acids. The transcript has 3 exons.
AUGAUCAUCCCUUCAUUCACCAACACACGCAUCACUAUUCUCCAAUACACUACCACGGAUGAUUUUGUAUCACGAUUCACCCUAUUAUCAAGUCCGGAUGAUAUGGCAGCCAUUGAUACGAUCAUCAACUUCCGCCAUGCAUGGUUCUUUGUCAACAUCACUUCCAAUAAGCGAAUGGAAAAGGAAGCGCAACAGCAGCAAUCUCAAAGCCCUUCAAUCAAUGGACUCGUGGACGGUGGACACGACACAGCCAUUGGACUUGUGGAUGGUGGAUGUGAUCAAGCUGGAUUGAUUAUUUUACCAUGCCGGUAUCGCAAAAGGAGGAUCAACGCAGUACUUAUUGGUAUCGACACCUUUUCGGGAUGGAUCGAAGUUAAAGCCAUGCCAAACAAGACAGCCGCUGGAACCACCUUAUUUAUAUUGUCGACGUGGUGUCCCUAA